Platichthys flesus (European flounder) is the source of this 1539-nucleotide messenger RNA. Its product is annotated as obg-like ATPase 1. NCBI's taxonomy places the organism in Eukaryota, Metazoa, Chordata, Actinopteri, Pleuronectiformes, Pleuronectidae. Gene Ontology annotation, cellular component: cytoplasm. The record is from RefSeq and is a predicted model, not a curated record. Bases 1 to 1197 code for a protein of 398 amino acids. Gene Ontology annotation, molecular function: ATP hydrolysis activity; ATP binding; GTP binding. The transcript is spliced from 11 exons.
AUGGCUCCGAAGAAGGGAAAAGGAAAUGAUGCAGGGACGCCUCCACCACUGAUUGGAAGAUUUGGCACCUCAUUGAAAAUAGGGAUUGUUGGCCUUCCCAAUGUUGGGAAGUCGACCUUCUUCAACGUGCUGACAAAGAGUCAGGCUGCAGCUGAACAUUUUCCCUUCUGCACCAUUGACCCAAAUGAAAGUAGAGUGCCCAUUCCAGAUGAACGCUAUGAUUUCCUCUGCCAAUUCCACAAACCUGCCAGAGAAUUCCCAGCAUUCCUUAAUGUUGUCGACAUCGCUGGCCUGGUGAAAGGUGCUCACUCUGGCCAAGGCCUGGGAAAUGCCUUCCUGUCCCACAUCAGCGCCUGCGAUGGGAUCUUCCACUUGACACGUGCUUUUGAGGACAAGGAUAUCAUCCAUGUUGAGGGGACGGUGGACCCAGUGAGGGACAUGGAGAUCAUCCACGAGGAGCUGAGGCUGAAGGAUGAAGAGAUGAUCGGCCCUGUUAUUGACAAGCUGGAGAAGACUGCCAUUAGAGGCGUUGACAAGAAACUCAAACCAGAAUAUGACGUUAUGUGCAAAAUCAAGAGCUGGGUAGUGGAUGAAAAGAAACAUGUCCGCUACUAUCCGGAUUGGAACGACAAGGAGAUCGAUGUGUUGAACAAAUACUUGUUUUUGACAUCCAAACCAAUGAUUUACCUUGUUAACCUCUCCGAGAAAGACUACAUCAGGAAAAAGAACAAAUGGCUGGUGAAAAUCAAGGCGUGGGUGGACAGUCAUGACCCCGGGGCCUUGGUCAUCCCCUUCAGCGGCGGCCUGGAGAGCCAGCUCCAGGACGCCAGUGACGAGGACAGGCAGAAGCACUGCACGGAGCACAAGACGCAGAGCGCCCUGUGCAGGAUCAUCAAGGCAGGCCACGCAGCCCUGCAGCUGGAGUACUUCUUCACUGCCGGACCAGAUGAGGUCCGUGCGUGGACCGUUCGGAAAGGAACUAAGGCUCCACAGGCUGCGGGGAAGAUCCACACUGACUUUGAGAGGGGCUUCAUUAUUGCGGAAGUAAUGAAAUUCCAGGAUUUUAAAGAGGAAGGCAGCGAGAACUCUGUCAAGGCAUCUGGGAAAUACAGACAACAGGGAAGGAACUACGUCGUGGAGGAUGGAGACAUCAUCUUCUUCAAAUUCAACGCACCAAAUGCGGCGAAGAAAAAGUGACACAAGAACAAUCUGUUUGUUUACAUAACUGACUUUAUUGUUGCCUCUCUUUUCUUGGCUGAUACACACCGCCAGUUCUUUUUUCCUCCACCCGUUCUGUAGGAUCAAAUCCCCCCUCGGGUGCCAAAGCACAGGUUCAGUAAACUCUGACAGCUUUGCUAUUUAAGAUCAGGAUUGGCCCCCACUCCAAAUUGUAGCAGCAUUUGAAGGAGCAUAUUACUCUCCAGAUACUUCAUUAAUCUCCAUCACGGGUGCCAGCCCUGACACAGCUGACAGCGGGGACAAUGCCACCUGCUCCUCUCCCCCUUCUACAGAUAAUACAUGUUUUACAGUAGCCCAGAU